This is a messenger RNA of Rhagoletis pomonella (apple maggot), 1869 nucleotides long. It is a transcript of the gene Nf-YC, whose product is annotated as nuclear transcription factor Y subunit gamma. Gene Ontology annotation, biological process: regulation of DNA-templated transcription. Gene Ontology annotation, molecular function: DNA-binding transcription activator activity, RNA polymerase II-specific; DNA binding; protein heterodimerization activity. Lineage: Eukaryota; Metazoa; Arthropoda; Insecta; Diptera; Tephritidae. The record is from RefSeq and is a predicted model, not a curated record. The transcript is spliced from 3 exons. The coding region runs from base 237 to 1772 and encodes 511 amino acids. Gene Ontology annotation, cellular component: nucleus; CCAAT-binding factor complex.
GGGGUGUACCUACGUUCUUCAAGCCCCGCAUUCUAUUACAAUUAAAAUUUCAUUGUGAAUCAUACUUAACCAAGAAGAUUGAAAUUGUGAAACCUAUCAAAAUUGGAACACAACAGUGAUUAGUUUGACGCCAGAAUUAUUUUUUGGUUCAUUUUUUCUCCAUUUGUAAUUUAUUGUGUGGAUUUAUCGAAAUAUUAGCAAUACACCACACAGGCUAUUGACUUCUAUCAGGAAAAAUGUCGCACACAUACUCUUCCGCGCCGAGUAAUAGUGGCGGGUCUGUAAAUGUGACUGCCACCACCAGUGGUAGUCGUCAUGGCCCCAACAAUAAUUCGGUGAAUGCGAGCCAAGUCAUUUCAUCUGGAACAUUUAACAUAUCAGGUGAUGUGUUAGUAAGCAGCAGCAGUGCGCCUAGCAAUUCCAAUCAGAAGCAAUCUACCAAAAGCCCACGACCAGCUACAGCUCGUAAGCCACCUCCCACCAUCGAUAACUUCUGGCAGAACAUUAUGGCCGACGUGAGGGGUAUUAAUCAAGUAGACGCUAAACAUCAAGCUUUGCCACUGGCGCGUAUAAAAAAAAUAAUGAAGUUGGAUGAAAACGCAAAAAUGAUUGCAGCCGAAGCACCUCUUCUCUUUGCCAAGGCCUGUGAAUACUUUAUACAGGAGCUGACAAUGCGGGCUUGGAUACAUACCGAAGAAAGCAAACGACGCACGCUCCAGCGCUCUGAUAUUGCUCAAGCCAUUGCCAAUUAUGACCAAUUUGAUUUUUUAAUUGAUAUUGUGCCUCGGGAAGAUAUAAAACCUACUGCUAGUAGUGGCACAAGAAAAGAAGCGUCACAGCAUCAUGCUACGGUAAACUCCUCAACCAGUACGCCUGCAACUGCUGCUGUAAUGACGGCUGGCACAGUAACUCUACCUGUAAAAAUGGAAACUGCCGAUGGGGAAGUAUUGACAUUUGGCACCAUCAGCUCAGAUACACUUGCAGCAUCUGCAGCUCAACAACAUCAUUCCCAGCAAGCACACCCUACAAUGCAACAACUGCAAAUCAUACAACAGCCAUCCGCUACUCAUCCGCAGCAGAUGCAAUAUUAUAUUGCUACUCCAGAAGCUCUGAAUGCCGCACACGGGCAAAAUGCAGCGCCACAUCAACAACUACAGAUUAUACAGCAAGCGGCACAACCGCAAUAUUUUAUAACCACUCAUCAACCGCAACAACUCAUACUGACGGCUGGACCGAACGGACAAUUCACUGCAACUCCAGCGCCGGCAAAUACAGCACAACAGCAACAAGCUGCUUUACUGCAAAAUUUGGCGCAACACCAACAACAGCAGCAGCAACCACAAAUACAACUUUUACAACAGGUUGUGACGCCCUCGGGCGAGAUAACAAACGUACCCAUUGCAAUAAACGCAAAUCAAUUGAAUUUGCUCCGCCUGCAAAUGCAGCCUAGUGCAACGCAGCAGCUGCUGCAGCUCAAUACUCCCGCUAACGCUCCAGCCACUACCUCUCAUACCGUUUCUGCUGCUCAGGUACAAGCCCAACAACAACAUGGACAACAGCAGCAGCACCAGCACCCACAUGUUAGUGCAGGUGCUGCAAAUAUAUUUAUAAAUGCCACACCACAUGUCGCACAACAUCCGCACCAACAACAACAACACCAUCAGCAGGUGCAACAACAACAACAACAACAACACCAGCACGUCAAUUUGUCGGGUGCGUCAAUUGUCGCUACUGAUCGUGCUCUGGGCGGCACUUAUAGACCGAAUUGCUAGCCACCGGAGCUCAUUUACCUCCAACAAACUCCAGCCACUUAUAAUUCCGUUUCUGCGAAAGCGCACAGAGGGACACAAUACAGCAGUAGCGAAUAUA